AUGCCGCCUGUUUUCAUCAAAGAAAACAAGAAGAUGUUGGCCAAGACUUGCUUACUGAAAACAAAUGUAGUUGGGAUGUCAUGGGAAGCAAAAAUAGUGAGAAAAAAGUCCAAUUACUUCAUUUGUGAAGGAGACUGGCCACAAUUUGUGGUGCAUCACAAAUUGGAGCUAGGGGAUAUUUUGCUCUUCUUUCUCUUUGAUAAAUCAACGUUCCAAGUCCUGCCUUACACCCAGAAAAGUUAUAAAAACUCUCGUGGGAGGCAACUAUUUCAGGAGCUCAGCAGUUCCUCGGAAGAGGAACAUGACGUUGAUAUCGGUAGAAAAUCGAAGAAAAUUAAAAUGGAGACAAAAGAAUCAUCAGAGGAGGAGGAAGUUGAGGGUACAAGUGAAGAAAACAGUCCAAAGAAGAACAGAUUCAGUGUGGUGAACUUGAAAAAUAAAGACCCAUACUAUGAAAUGGUUGUAAGAAAGACACAUUCAAAAUUUAUGACCAUCCCAAUGAUCUUCGCUAAAUGGUCCGGCAUAAUUAACAUGAAGAAAAUGAGACUGGUAAAUGAAAAAGGCAACGAGUGGAAAGUGGACAUAGUGCAUGUUGGCCCAAGGGUUAUGAUAAAAGGAGGAUGGGCUAAAUUCCGAACUCUUAACAAAAUAGCCAAUGGUCAGACUUGUCGCUUCAAGUUGAUUCAGGGAAAUUGUUGUGGGAAUAAUGUUUUACAGAUUCAAAAGAUCUCCAAACCACAGUCCUUGCAAUAG
This is a messenger RNA of Lycium barbarum (goji berry), 753 nucleotides long. Its product is annotated as B3 domain-containing protein REM9-like. Gene Ontology annotation, molecular function: DNA binding. The transcript is spliced from 3 exons. The record is from RefSeq and is a predicted model, not a curated record. Bases 1 to 753 code for a protein of 250 amino acids. NCBI's taxonomy places the organism in Eukaryota, Viridiplantae, Streptophyta, Magnoliopsida, Solanales, Solanaceae.